Glarea lozoyensis ATCC 20868 is the source of this 537-nucleotide messenger RNA. RefSeq lists its product as uncharacterized. NCBI's taxonomy places the organism in Eukaryota, Fungi, Ascomycota, Leotiomycetes, Helotiales, Helotiaceae. The record is from RefSeq and is a predicted model, not a curated record. Bases 1 to 537 code for a protein of 178 amino acids. The transcript has a single exon.
AUGGACCUUGAAGAUAUUCCAUCUGAAUCGGUUCGCACUAUGAACAUAGCGUCUACAAACAUCGCCACAACUACCUCUGUCUCCCAAAAACUAUUCAAUUUCUCGGGCCUUCCGAAUGAGCUCCAGUUCGCAAUUAUACAUCUCACCUACGAGCCACAAACAAUUGUUAUCGAAAACGCUUUCGAUCCUAAUACUGUAGCUCGCAGAAAGACUCCUACACCUGUAGCUCUUCGUCUUAAUGACGCUUGUCGAGCAGAAGCGUUAAAACAUUACGAACUAUUGAAGUAUUUCGGUCCACCUGGAAUAGACUUUGACAGAUGGCCACGCAUUUAUAUUAACUUCAAGACCGACAGAAUUCACUUAGUCCAAAAUCCUCCUAUAAAACUAGCUGAGUUGUUUUUGAUGCCAUCGAGUUCGCAUUUUCAUUCAAGUAUGGACCAGAUGAAGGAGCGGUGUGGGGUUGGGGCGAUUAUGUCGUAUGGGAGCAGCGGGAACGACUAUGUAACAGACCAAUACGUUGCGACGAUUCAACUGUAA